This is a messenger RNA of Bursaphelenchus xylophilus (pine wood nematode), 3415 nucleotides long. NCBI's taxonomy places the organism in Eukaryota, Metazoa, Nematoda, Chromadorea, Rhabditida, Aphelenchoididae. The record is from the annotation of a GenBank genome assembly.
AUGUUGAAUUACAAAUUUGUUGUGCACAACACAUGUGUUUGCAACAAAUUUGUCAACAUGCCCUCAAUAUUACACUCUUUGUCUGAUAUCUGGUCAUCUAGUCAGUCUGAAGAAAGGACAUCAUUCCAAUCACACACUUCGUUAUUCACUAAUGACGAGAUUCACGAUCUUUCAUUGAAUGACGACUUCAGAUCGUUUCAAAGUAUCAUCGAGGAAGAUGUGAGAAUAAAAUGUGAUGUAAUAUUUCCGCUUUUAGGAGGCUUAUGGCGACUCAUUGAAUCAUUGGGAUGUUUCCAUAGAUUUGGAAUCGGAAAAAGAUUUGAACAGGUAGUAAACGCCCUGAAAAUGUUUAAUUUUCAUUUUCAGUCACCCAGCUCUCAAUUUACCGGAUCUAACGGGCAAGACACCGUUAAGGCCUCGUGCUGGAACUCUUGGCACGAAGAUUGACCUCAAAUCGAAUCAUUUUCCGGUCAAAUUACCUUCAUCUGAGGUCUACAAGUACUCGGCGACAUUCUUAAUUCGAGGAUUGCCGAAGCACAUCAAAAGGUAAGCGAGUCUGAUUUGGUGCCUUAUUUUUAGAACUGUGUUCAACAAAAUCGUUGAAAACAAUCCUUCGUUUUUCUCCAAAUAUCAGACGGUUUUUGAUGGAAUUGAGUCAAUUUAUACCAAAACUCUGUUGGAUUUGGAUAUCGAAGAAUCAAGGACAUUAUCAACUGGAGUUUUCACUCUUUUUAAUCGAACGGAAAUCUUUGAAGUCAACGUAAAAUUUGAAGAAAGGUUGUCUUUGAAGACUCUACUUUCGGCAUUCAAGGGGAGGUGCUCAAUGAUCAGAACUGCGAUCCCAAAGAAUAUUCAGACGGUUGUUGACGAAAUAAUCAGAGCGAAAGCAACCUUGGAUUUCACAAGUGUUGGUGCCAUGUUUUUCGAAAAGAAAGCAGAGAUUAAUGCCUUAUUAGGAUGCGGGAGAGAACUUUGGUACGGAUUCUUCCAAUUGGCGGUACCAAUAGAAAGAUGUUUUUCCGUCAACAUUGACUGUAGGUAAAAGAGAUUGACGUAAUAUUUUUAUAUAGUGUCUGCAACAACCUUUCAUUGCGCUCAGCCUGUUAUUCAAUUGCUCGCAGAGAUCCUGGAGGUGUCAGUGAGAGCGCUGAUUGAAGAAAGAAAGCCAUUGUCAGAGUUCCAUCGAUGCAAAUUUGCUAAGGAAAUCAAAGGAUUAAAGGUAGCAACUAACGAGGCUUGCAAUAUUAUUCGAUUAGGUCGAAGUAAGCCAUCUUGGGAAUAUUCGUCGUCGUUAUCGCGUCCUCAAUGUCACCAAGAGAUCGGCAAGUAAUGUAAAAUUUCCCUUGGAUAUCGCUGAAGAUGAAACUAUGGAAAUCACGGUGGCUGAAUACUUUCAUAACAAAUAUCAGAAGCUGAAUGCCCCUCAUUUACCAUGCUUACAAGUUGGAAAUGAGAAUAAACACGUCUAUCUUCCGCUUGAAGUAUGUGACGUAAUGAAAGGUCAGCGAUCUUCGAAGAGGUUAAAUGAUAAUCAAACUUCACGGAUGAUUAAAGCGACGUCUAUGACGGCGGUGGAAAGAGAAAGGAAGAUCGAGCAAUUGGGUAUGAUGGGUUUAUAUCGUAAUUAAUGGCUUUUUAGUUGCCAAAUCUGACAGAAACAAUGAAUUUACCGAUGAAUUUGGUGUCAACGUAUCUUCCGAGAUGGUUCAAUUUGAAGGCCGGGUUCUCUCUCCACCGCAGCUUCUUUAUCGAACUCCAUUGAAUGUCUCAAUCACGGAGUAUCGCCAUUCUCUUCCAUAUAAGGGAGUUUGGGAUAUGAGAGGAAAGAACUUUGUGCAAGGAGUCUGUGUAUCCAGUUGGGCGAUGGUCAUCUUCGUGGGAAAUAAUCUCUGUAGAGAAGAGUGUGUACAAGAGUUCAUCCGCUCGUUCCACACUUUGGCGAAUACAUCCGGGAUGUAUGUAAAUCCCCGGCCGGUUUUCUGCAAAUACGCUUCUGGGGUUGAACAAGUUGAACAGAUAUUCCAAUAUUUGAAGAGAAGAUAUCCAAGUAAGUUGUUAUUGUAAUAUUCGUAUUAUUUCAGAUCUUCAAUUGCUCUGUGCGAUUCUCCCCGGAAAAAGUCCAAUUUACGCGGAGUUGAAGCGUGUCGGAGAUACGGUCUUCGGCAUUCCCACCCAAUGCGUCAAACUGCCAAAUGUCCUCAAGAUCUCCGCCCAAACCAUAUCAAAUAUUUGCCUUAAAGUGAAUUCGAAACUUGGAGGAAUAAAUUCGAUUGUUGCGCCUAGCCUGAGACCCUCACUUUUCAAUGAACCAGUAGUUUUUAUGGGAGCCAGAGUGAUUCAUUCCGGACAUGAUGACUUUAAGAAAAGGCCGUCGAUUGCCGCUGUUGUUGGAUCCAUCGACGGGCAUCCUUGCAAAUACGCAGCGACUGUGAGGACACAACAGCGAGAAGAAUUCAUCGUCGAUAUGGCUCACAUGGUUUGGGUUUGUCUAUUGAUUAUGCAAUUUGUAGGUUCGAGAACUUCUGGUUAGCUUCUACAAGAACACCGGGUUCAAACCAGUGAGAAUUGUUAUGUUUCGAGAUGGAAUAUCACAAUCCCAGACACUCAACGUCCUGAGGCAAGAGAUAAUUGCUCUCAGGAAGGCUUUGUUAAUGCUGGAAAAGGACUACAAUCCUGGAAUCACGUACAUCUCGGUGGAAAGGACGCAUCAUACCAGAUUGUUCGCUGUAAAUCCGAAUGAUCGAAUUGGAAGAGCUUCAAAUGUACCCCCGGGCACAGUCGUGGAUACGACCAUCACGCAGCAGGAUGAGUAUGACUUCUAUUUAUGUUCUCAUGCUGGCAUUCAAGUAAGAACAAAAACGUUUUAUAGCUGCAUUUUGUCAGGUUCGACAUAAUAAGCUGCGUAUGCUGUGAGCAUUGGCGACGCGAGCUUUAAGUAAUAAAAGUUGAAUCAAUUGGUCCAAUAUUUGGGGGAAUUCCCCUACCAGUCUCCCAGCGGGUCCCCCUCUUUCUGGAGAGCCCGAAAAGGCGCCACCCGAAAGAGGGAGGCCCGAAAACUCCUGACCACCAGCCACUAAUCUUCCUUUAGGGCACUUCCAGACCGGCUCAUUACCAUGUUCUCUGGGAUGACAACAAAAUUUCUUGCAAUGAUCUUCAAACAUUAAUCUAUCAUUUGUGCCAUACCUAUGCCCGUUGCACCAGAAGCAUCUCUAUCCCGGCUCCUGCAUACUACGCUCACCUUGUGGCCUCCAGAGCUAGAUUGCAUCUGCAACCAAACGAGGGGUUGGUUUAGUCAUAGCAACUAAACUCUUUUAGAUGCGAAGAGCAGAAUACAUCGGGAGAAGAUGAGAACGAGAAUAUAAAUAAGAGCGUGACAGUUCAUGAAGAUUUGGCUAAUACAAUGUACUUCACUUAG